AUCAGCUCUGACAUACACGAUCUUUGCUGUACGGUGCAUUAGCCGGACCCUGUCGGUGCUGCUGUCUGUGCUGCUGUCUGCUGCUCACAGACUGUCUGUCUCUAUCUGGACCAGCUGCUGAGGAGAACCGACCAUGGCUCCCAGAAUGAACAGGGUGUUUGUCAUCGGGGUGGGCAUGACAAAGUUUGAAAAGCCCGGAGCCAGAGGCAACUAUGAUUACCCUGAUAUGGCCAAGGAAGCAGGUCAAAAUGCUCUAGCAGAUGCAGGAGUCCCAUAUUCUGCCAUUGAACAAGCCUGUGUAGGAUACGUCUAUGGGGACUCCACAUGUGGGCAGAGGGCCAUUUACCACAGCCUGGGCCUGACCGGGAUCCCCAUCAUCAACGUCAACAACAACUGCUCCACAGGCUCCACGGCUCUCUUUAUGGCACGGCAGUUGGUUCUGGGAGGUGUUGCUAACUGUGUCCUUGCCCUCGGGUUUGAGAAGAUGGAGAGGGGCUCUCUGUCCUCAAAGUAUGAGGACAGGACCAAUCCCAUGGACAAGCACAUGGAGGUGAUGAUCAACCGCUAUGGGAUAGUGGCAGCUCCAGCAGCACCACAGAUGUUUGGCAACGCUGGCAGGGAGCACAUGGAGAAAUAUGGCACAAAACCUGAACACUUUGCCAAAAUUGCCUGGAAAAACCACAAGCAUUCCACCAACAACCCGUAUUCCCAGUUCCGGGAUGAGUACAGUUUAGAGCAGGUGGUUGAAUCCAGGAAGGUGUUUGACUUCCUCACUCUGCUGCAGUGUUGCCCCACUUCAGAUGGUGCUGGAGCAGCUGUUUUGGCCAGCGAGGCCUUCGUCAGAAAACACCAUCUGGAGAACCAGGCAGUGGAGAUUGUGGCACAAGAGAUGGUGACAGACUUUGCCUCCACGUUUGAAGAAAACAGCUGCAUUAAGAUGGUGGGAUAUGAUAUGUCUCGGCUGGCUGCUAAAAAGUGUUAUGAAGCUGCAGGUCUUAAGCCAACUGACGUGGAUGUGGUCGAGCUGCACGACUGCUUCUCAGCCAAUGAGCUCAUCACGUAUGAGGCUCUGGGGCUGUGUCCAGAGGGUAAAGCAGGCGAGCUGAUUGACAGAGGAGACAACACGUACGGUGGCAAGUUUGUGAUCAACCCCAGCGGUGGUCUCAUCUCUAAAGGACAUCCUCUGGGAGCCACAGGUCUGGCACAAUGUGCAGAACUCUGCUGGCAGCUCCGAGGACAGGCUGGCAAGAGGCAGGUACCAGGGGCAAAGGUGGCUUUGCAACACAACAUUGGCUUAGGAGGAGCUGUAGUUGUUGCUCUCUACAAGAUGGGAUUCCCUCAGGAGGCCAGUUCCCACGUAGGUGCAGUCCCCACCAGCUCAGGCAGCAGUCUGGAGGGGUUCAAAGCUUACUCUGUCUUCAAAGAGAUCGAAAAUCAUCUACAUGAGGAAGGAGAGAAGCUUGUCAAGAAGAUUGGUGGAGUGUUUGCCUUUAAAGUGAAGGAUGGACCAGGUGGGAAAGAGGCGACUUGGAUUGUUGAUGUGAAAAAUGGCAAAGGUUCUGUCACAAAUGACCCAGGUCAAAAGGCAGACUGCACCUUAUCCAUGAGUGAUGAGGAUCUUCUGGACCUGAUGACGGGAAAGUUGAACGCACAAAUGGCGUUCUUUAAAGGGAAACUGAAGAUCGCUGGGAACAUGGGCAUGGCUAUGAAGCUGCAGAACCUCCAAAUCACACCAGGCAAGGCCAAGCUGUGAGAGCCAGAUCCAGCUUUUUGUCCUCUGAGCAACACUUGAAGGUCAAAUUUGUUGGAAAACUUAAUCCAUCCUGAUUUUUUACCAAUCAACGAGUUCACUGAAUACUUUGAUAAUGUGUGUCCAAUUGCUACUUUGAUAUCAGAGCUUGUUGUUUACAUAUGUAUUCACUAUGAAUGUAAUAUGUAUUAAUAGUUUUGUAUGUACAGAACUACUAAUAUCCAUGUUGUCCUUAUUGACCCUUCUGAUGUUUAAGUAUGAUUUAAUUUCUGAAACAUCAGUGAAUCUUUAGCAGCUGCUUGAUAUAAACGUCAGUGAAAAUGUGAAAAAUAUGAUUUGAUUAAUUAUGUUAAACACUCAACGUGCCUCUAAUUUCUGUCUAUAAAACUAAGCUAAUAGAUAGAUAAUAGAUCAUAGAUCUGGUAUAGAAUAUACUUCUGUAAAUGAUAGCAAUUGUAUAAUUUUUUAAAAAUAAACCUUACCUUACCUGACAA
Molecule: messenger RNA, 2244 nt
Organism: Larimichthys crocea (large yellow croaker)
Lineage: Eukaryota; Metazoa; Chordata; Actinopteri; Sciaenidae
Gene: scp2a
Product: sterol carrier protein 2a
Exons: 16
Coding region: 134-1753 (539 amino acids)
Molecular function (GO): acyltransferase activity, transferring groups other than amino-acyl groups
Source: RefSeq, a predicted model, not a curated record